AUUAUUAUAGAUGCAUGCCGUAGAGAGAGAGACAGAGUACAAGAUAAAAUAUUUAGAAAAUUGAAUCUGCUUAUCAACUUCAUUGCAAAUCCGGAAACAAACCAAAUAGUCGUAACAAAUGAAGCAAAUUUAUUACCAGAAUUUCCAUUAGCAACAAGAAAAUCAUUUUUAGAUAUGGAGAAAGAUUUACAAACAGAAAAAAUCCGGAAACAAUUUAAUAGUAAAAUUGCGAGAAUUGGAGGAAAUUCUUUUAGUGGGAAAACAAGAAACAUAUUAAAAUUUGUUUUGGUAGACACAUUGUGUCAAAAAUUAUCAUGGACAGGACGAAAUGAGUCUCUGGGAAUAAAGGAUACAGUAUUUGCCAAUAUUAUUAUAGAAUAUGUGUCUAAUGCAGAGCAAUGUAGUUUGCACGAAGUACAAAAAGUGAUUCAAGAGUGGUUACGGCAUGCUGGAGAUCGAGUUAAAUAUUCCCAAAAAACUUGCAAAUAAACACAAACA
This is a messenger RNA of Trachymyrmex cornetzi, 498 nucleotides long. RefSeq lists its product as uncharacterized. The record is from RefSeq and is a predicted model, not a curated record. The transcript has 3 exons. The coding region runs from base 175 to 489 and encodes 104 amino acids. NCBI's taxonomy places the organism in Eukaryota, Metazoa, Arthropoda, Insecta, Hymenoptera, Formicidae.